Messenger RNA from Monopterus albus (swamp eel), 2226 nucleotides. RefSeq names its product guanylate cyclase 1, soluble, beta 2 (gene gucy1b2). Gene Ontology annotation, molecular function: heme binding; guanylate cyclase activity. The record is from RefSeq and is a predicted model, not a curated record. Gene Ontology annotation, biological process: cGMP biosynthetic process; response to oxygen levels. Gene Ontology annotation, cellular component: guanylate cyclase complex, soluble. The transcript has 9 exons. Lineage: Eukaryota; Metazoa; Chordata; Actinopteri; Synbranchiformes; Synbranchidae. The coding region runs from base 134 to 1582 and encodes 482 amino acids.
CCAUGUUACCUGGACAAGCUGUGGAUGGAAAAGAAAGCUUUCUGCAGUGCUUUUCCCUUCCACAUUGUCUUUGAUAAAGAUGUAAGGAUUCUUCAUGUGUCUGUGCACUUUAGUUGCUUAAUGAGAGUGUGCAAUGCAUAUCUUUGGAUUCGCUGAAACUCAUGCUGCAAAUUCUUGGUACCUUCUGUCUCUGCUGCCCAUUCUUCUUUGUUUCUGGUUUGUUUCUAAUCAGCUGAAGGUAAGGCAAACAGGGGUGAACAUAGAGAAGUUUGUCCCAGGUCUCCAGGCCAGAGAUGCUACAAUGGAUCAAUAUUUCACCAUUAUACACCCACAGGUGACUUUCAACAUUGAGAGCAUCAGGAAAUUCAUUAACAGUCAAUUUGUCUUAAAGAGCUACAAAGACAAACAAACCACACUCAAACUAAGAGGCCAGAUGUUGUGGAUGGAUUCUCUUGGCUGCAUGUUGUACCUGUGUUCUCCAAAGCUCCGAAGCCUCCAGGAACUUCAAGAUGUCGGCCUUCACCUGGCUGACCUGGCCCAGCACGACGUCACCAGAGACCUGGUUCUCCUCAACCAGCAACGUCUUGCUGAGAUGGAGCUCACCAACCAGCUGGAGAGAAAGAAAGAGGAAUUAAGAAUCCUGUCACGGCACCUGGAAGCUGAAAAAGAGAAGACAGAGACACUGUUGUAUGCCAUGCUUCCUCGUCACAUAGCCAAUCAACUUAAAGAUGGGAAGAGUGUCAAGGCAGGGGAGUUCAAGGUGUGUACAAUUUUGUUCAGUGAUGUGGUAACCUUCACAAAUAUCUGCGCUGUCUGUGAGCCUAUCAGCAUUGUUCACAUGCUCAACUCCAUGUACACCAAGUUUGACCGACUCACCAAUGUACAUGACAUCUACAAGGUUGAGACUAUUGGUGAUGCAUACAUGGUGGUGGGUGGUGUUCCAGUCCCUACAGAAACCCAUGCUCACAGAGUGGCAAAUUUUGCUUUGGGUAUGAGGCUUGCUGUCAAAGAGGUCAUCAACCCUGCAACAGGCAAACCCAUACAGAUUCGUGUGGGUCUUCACACUGGCUCAGUGUUAGCUGGGGUGGUGGGAGAGAAGAUGCCUCGCUACUGCUUGUUCGGAGACACUGUUAACACUGCCUCCCGGAUGGAAAGCCACGGGGUACCUGACCACAUUCACCUCAGCUCUUCCACAUAUAGUGAGCUGAAGGAUUCGGCCUUCAACAUACAAGAGCGUGGACAGAUUGAGGUGAAGGGUAAAGGCCAGAUGACCACUUACUUCCUGUUGGGGAACAUGGUGGUGUCAGAAGAUAGCAUCAUGGGAAGAGAGGAUGGGGGGAUCUGUUUUUACAGGGAGGACCUUCAUGACCAGACUAGAACAGAGUCUGACAGAGAGUCUGAUGUGAGAAAGGACACUGAUCAUAGAGGCACACCCACAGAUGGAAUCAGUCCCCGGGACCCCAUCCACUCACGUACACUCACCCCCUUUGCCUGGGACAUCACCCCACUAUAUCAGACUAAUGAGAACAGCUACAAUACACCUGCAAACAGUUUCAGCAGCAGACUCUGUGUCUUACUCUGAGGGCACCUCUUUCUCUUGUCUUCUUUACACUUAUUGAAGUGUUUAACUCAUGGAUCUAUUUAGACUAAAUCUAUGAAAGACAACCAAACAGGCAUUCAAGUAUAUACAUUUUAGUCUUAACUGUUGAUGGAGAUAUAUUUCAUUGAUAGCAUGUAGUUUGUUUCUCUCUCUUAAAAAUUCUUACAAAAUGUUUUUGAGUCAACAAUAAUACCAACUGAAAUUUGUCUGUCUGUUUCUGUCCCUGGUUAUUUACAUGAAUUUAACAGUUUAAUUCAGUUAGGUGGCGUUGAAAGGAUGGCCGCGUGAUUGGCACAUCUGUCCAGGACUACUCUACAAAGCGUGGCCUCAUUUAGACUUAUAAGUGUCUUGUAUGCAUAUAAAAUCCAACUUACCAAGCCUUACCGAGCAGGAGUUUCUGCUGGAGGUUCAGGGAGGCUUAGGAUGUUCCCUGAUGCAGAUUGCAAUGCUGAGGGUACCCGGUGUCUUUCGUCAUCCAGGUGCUUUGUUCUCUCUCUGAAGAAGGCCAGGGCUACACCCAUAAUGGACUGAGUGGAGCUGGCUGGCCAGGUGGUCUGACUUGUGGGUGUGGCUGUUGGAGCUGUGUUGAUUCAGACUGUGUCUAGUUUAACUUUGAUUGCCCCUGA